CAUCCGGUUAGGAAUAAUGGUCUGCAACAAAAUAAUCAUAUUUAGCAUUGGAGUUGCUGUUGGCACAUUCUUGGUGAUAAUUGGAGGUGUCCUGAUACCUGUUGGAAAUGGGAUUGUACAUCAGACGAUAAAUAAGGAAGGCGUUAUUGAAGAAGGCACCCUUGCUUAUGAGAACUGGAUACAAACUGGAAGUCCAGUCUACAGGCAGUUCUGGCUCUUCGAUGUGAAAAAUCCAUCAGAAAUCCAGAAUUAUGGAUAUAAACCAGUGCUUGAGCAAAGAGGACCCUAUACCUACCGGGUGCGGUCUCUUCAGAAGAGCAACGUUACUAUCAAUGACAAUUACACAGUCUCAUACCUUCAGCCGUAUUCAGCCAUCUUUGAGCCCACCAUGUCAAUGGGAUUAGAAACAGACACAUUGACAGCCCUCAACCUUGCUGCUGCGGCUGCACCUUCUCUGCUUCCAGUUCUAUUACACGGUAUGGUUAACAAGGUCUUGAAAAAGGUAAAUGCCUCCCUGUUUCAGAUUAAAACAGUGAAGGAGUUACUUUGGGGAUAUGAAGAUCCUUUACUGAAGAAACUGACCCCAAAGGACCCCAUCAUUGGUAUAUUUUACCCGUACAACGGAACAGCAGAUGGAUACUAUAACGUGUUCACUGGCAAAGACGACAUUAGCAACGUUGGCAUCAUUGACCGCUGGAGAAAUAAGAAGAAGCUACCCUUUUGGAAUGACUCUUACUGUGAUAUGAUCAAUGGCACAGAUGGAAGCUCAUUUCCACCAUUUCUUCACAAUGAAAAUAAAGUGUUUUUUUUCUCCUCUGACAUUUGCAGAUCCAUCUAUGCUGAAUAUGAACAAAAGAUAUCAGUGAACGGCAUUCCUGUCCACCGUUUUGUUAUUCCCCCCGAGGCUCUUGCAUCCUAUGUGGAGAAUCCUGACAAUCAUUGUUAUUGCAAAGACCCGGCGAUUUCAGAGAACUGUACCUUCGGAGGAAUCCUGGGGAUUAGUGCCUGCAAAGAGGGUAAACCAAUUUAUAUUUCACUUCCUCACUUCCUGUAUGCCAGUGAUGAAAUUGUGAACUCAAUUAAUGGCAUGAGGCCCAACAAGGAAGAACAUGAAACCUUCCUUGACGUGGAACCUGUUACUGGAUUUACCUUGAGAAUUGCAAAACGUAUCCAAAUCAACUUAAUGUUUAAACCUUCAAAGAAAAUUGAAAUAUUACGUAAUAUUAAGGAGGCAACAUAUUUUCCACUGCUCUGGCUUAAUGAGACAGCAACUGUUGAUGACGAAACUGCAAAGUUGUUCAAGGAAUCAUUGAUAGACCCCACGAUAGCACUUGGAAUCUCUCAGCUAACCUUGAUGUGCUUAGGAGGUCUGCUUCUUAUUCCGUGUGCAAUUGGUCUUUGUAUUUCUCUUUGUAUGACUUCAAGGCCCAAAAAAGCGGAGAGCUACAAAAAUGACAACGCGCGCUAAAGUAACCCAAUGGGUCAGGCAGCAUCUCUGGAGAACAGGAUAGGUGAUAUUUUGGGUCGGAAACAUCUUCAGGGUGAAUUUGUUUGAAUAGAUAACCAUGAAGAUGAGCAGAAUGUAAUCUUUUAACCCUGCUUGAAAUUGAAUAACCACUAUGCUUCUAAUUUGAUUUUAUAUAAAAUGAUCGAUUUGCUGAAAUAAUUGGCAGAUUUUAAUAUUGGUAAUAUUAAAAACAGUUGGUAAUA
Amblyraja radiata (thorny skate) is the source of this 1710-nucleotide messenger RNA. It is a transcript of the gene cd36, whose product is annotated as CD36 molecule (CD36 blood group). The coding region runs from base 17 to 1468 and encodes 483 amino acids. NCBI's taxonomy places the organism in Eukaryota, Metazoa, Chordata, Chondrichthyes, Rajiformes, Rajidae. The transcript is spliced from 13 exons. The record is from RefSeq and is a predicted model, not a curated record. Gene Ontology annotation, cellular component: caveola; cytoplasm; cell surface. Gene Ontology annotation, molecular function: scavenger receptor activity; low-density lipoprotein particle binding; low-density lipoprotein particle receptor activity. Gene Ontology annotation, biological process: lipid storage; low-density lipoprotein particle clearance; lipoprotein transport.